AUGGUCAAACGCAGUCACUGCGAGCCCGACGGUGGCUCUCUCAAAAGGGCCAAGGUCGAAGGCGACAAUCAAAUCAAGGAUUUGUUGCAAUGUUGGGAGGAUUUGAAUGCUUCCAUGGGGACCCUCAAAGACUCUGCUCAAACACUGAGCUCACCGACCUUGGCUGCUGAUACGGCUUUCUGCGAUCGGCUGGUUUCUUUGAGCGAACGUCUUCUCAAAUCUACCCAGGCGCUGGCAUCCCAAAGUCGCGGCGGCGACCAUGCCAAGACAACCACUUCCUCUGACGACACAAUCGCAGUGUCUUCACAUGUUUCAUACACGAAGUGGACCUCUGCCGAUAUUCAAAACGACCUGCCUCCUCUUCCCGAGAUUAAGGAUGCAUCAAUAGAAAAUGCCGCCUUCACCCAUUCAUCCGUGGUUUGCAAUAAAAGUAGCGGUAUCCAAUCCUACGAUCGUCUCGAGUGGCUAGGCGAUGCGUAUCUCGAGCUCUUUUCGACUUGCUUCAUUUAUCAGACGUUUCCAGUCAUGUCGCAUGGUGCUUCCUCACAGUUACGAGAAAUGCUCAUACGGAACGACUCUCUUGCUCAAUGGACACAAGCAUACGGUUUGGAGAAGAAAGCCAGGCUCCCUCCAGAGUUCUUGGGUUUAAAUCAUAGCGGACAAGCUAUGAUGGAGAAGACACGGACCAAGAUUUAUGGUGACCUUUUCGAAGCUUAUGUCGGCGCAAUUAUAGCUUCAGAUCCCGUCCACGGAACUGACCGCGCAGCAACCUGGCUUAAGUCACUGUGGGCUCCCAAGUUAAAGCGCGAAAUCAAAGCGGAAGAAAAGAGGCAGCGCUGCCUGGUCGCAAGCACAGCCAGCCUAGGCACAAAUUCCACUCAGGGGCCGACUGAGAACUGCGCUGCCGUAGCGCCAAACCCCAAUCGAACACCAAAGGAGGCUUUAGCAGCCAUGCUUGUGGUUAAGGGAAUCAAGCUUACAUACGUCGAUCUUCCUCCUCCCAAAAAGAAGGACAAAAAUAACAACUUGCCUCUGUUCGCCGUGGCUGUGGUUUUGGAUGGUUGGGGGGAGUCUGGAUUACAGCUCGGUGUGGGUACGGCGAAGAGCAAGUCAGAGGCAGGCCAAGCCGCGGCACAGAGGGCCCUACAAAACAAGAAACUGAUCACAAAAUACUCGGAAUUAAAACGGGCGUCUCUCUCCACUAGCACUUAG
Pyricularia grisea is the source of this 1212-nucleotide messenger RNA. RefSeq lists its product as uncharacterized. Gene Ontology annotation, molecular function: double-stranded RNA binding; ribonuclease III activity. Gene Ontology annotation, biological process: regulation of gene expression; primary miRNA processing; rRNA processing. Lineage: Eukaryota; Fungi; Ascomycota; Sordariomycetes; Magnaporthales; Pyriculariaceae. The transcript has a single exon. The record is from RefSeq and is a predicted model, not a curated record. The coding region runs from base 1 to 1212 and encodes 403 amino acids. Gene Ontology annotation, cellular component: nucleus.